Talaromyces proteolyticus is the source of this 2401-nucleotide messenger RNA. Its product is annotated as putative ubiquinone biosynthesis protein. Gene Ontology annotation, cellular component: mitochondrion. The record is from RefSeq and is a predicted model, not a curated record. NCBI's taxonomy places the organism in Eukaryota, Fungi, Ascomycota, Eurotiomycetes, Eurotiales, Trichocomaceae. The transcript is spliced from 3 exons. Bases 236 to 2317 code for a protein of 693 amino acids.
GCUUCCUUGAAUGAUCGCAGUCACCGCAGAAUGACGUACUAUGAGCGGUCGACCCGCUAACACGUGCGGCAUCCAAUCCGAGGGAUUCCGUGGUGUCGCUACUAGACUGCACUGCACCUCUGUGUCUUGACUGUCUUGACCCUGUCUGACCUAGGCAUUCGCUUUAUCUAGUGGUAUGGGUCAUUAUUGUUUGUCUCUCUAUGGCCAAAGGUAAGUGCAAGCAACUCUUCAAACCAUGAGAGGCGGCUUUCUGUUCGGCCGUCUCUGUUUUCGGCGCGGGACAGGUCCUCGACUCUUCUCUACUACAUCAUCGCCUCUCCGAUUGAAUCGCUUCUCGCAGACCUUUCAACCACAGUUUCGAAGCACCCGAUCACGAACAUGGCCACGAUUUCCAGGAAAGGGCCCGGUACUGGGCUCCGUGCUCGUGGCGGCUGCAUUGAGCCCUGGCGCUUUCAUGGAGCUUGCCGAGCAAAACAGUGAAGAGACGAGCGGGGAAUUGCAGAUGCUAGAAGCGUCGCUGGAUGAAAUACAAAAGACCGUCUCCACGAAUGCACAUGGAAUAUCUCGAGCCGGACAAGAAGUUUAUGUCUUUCUAUAUCUUUACGUUUAUGAACCCAUUGCGACUGGGCUUCGGUUCUUGCAUCUAGCUGCCAUUUUUCUUCCAGUGAUUAUUUCAGUGCCAGUGAUAUGGAUCGGAAGAAGGAAUCCUACGCGCAAUAACGAACGCUGGGGUACGUUAUGGUGGAUUGACUUUCUUGUGAAAUCGAUGGAGCGAGCCGGUCCAGCUUUUAUCAAGCUUGGACAAUGGGCCGCGUCUCGAACAGAUAUCUUCCCACCUGAAUUAUGUGAUCGAAUGUCCUCCCUCCACUCAAACGCACCUGCGCAUUCUCUUCAAUCCACGAAAAAGACAUUGUCUAAAGCCUUCGGUGGCCUCGCCUUCGAAGCCAUAUUCGAAGAAUUCGACGAAGAGCCUCUUGGAGUUGGAGCCAUUGCGCAAGUGUAUAAAGCAAGAUUAAAGCCAAACUUGGCCGCACAGCAUGAUAGAGACCUACGAGGCAUACCUCAGGACUUGGUCGCUCGAGUCAGGAAAAAUGUAGACGUGCUCGUCAAGAGCUCACCUCAUAGAGUGCCUUCCUCCUACGUCGCCAUCAAAGUGCUCCAUCCUAAAGUCGAACGAACUGUGCGAAGGGAUUUGAAUAUUAUGGAGUUUUUUGCAAAACUAAUAAACCUAAUUCCAACCAUGGAAUGGCUGUCUCUCCCGGGCGAGGUUGAGAAAUUUGGAGAGAUGAUGAAACUCCAGCUUGACCUCAGAAUUGAAGCGACAAACUUGGCAAUAUUCAGAGAACAUUUCAUGAAACGAACGACUGCUUGGUUCCCUUAUCCCUACCAAGAAUAUACAACAAGAGAGGUGUUGGUGGAGGAAUUUGCACAGGGUAUUCCUCUCUCCGUAUUUCUUAGAAACGGGGGAGGCGUCUAUCAGGAGGAGAUUGCAGAUGAGGGCCUCGACGCUUUUCUUCACAUGCUACUCAUCGAUAAUUUCGUCCACGCCGAUCUACAUCCAGGAAACAUCAUGGUUCGUUUUUACAAACCCAGCCAACUCGAUCUCUCCCUUCGCGCACCCACGCGUGCCCUCGAGGCUACUUCCUCUGCCGAAGUAGAUGUCAUGGAAGAAGUCCUGCGACGUCUUCGACCUCACACAGAAGACUCCCAUGCAUGGGUAAAGGCUCUUGCUGAACUAGAUUCCGAGGGCUACAGACCCCAACUACUAUUCAUCGACACGGGGCUCGUGACCCAACUAAAUGAGAAAAACAGACGCAACUUCCUCGACCUAUUUCGCGCAGUCUCCGAGUUUGACGGAUACAAAGCAGGCCAACUCAUGGUCGAACGCUGCCGGCAACCCGACGCUGUCAUCAACUCCGAAAUCUUCGCCCUGAAAAUGCAACAUCUCGUGCUCGGCGUCAAAUCGCGAACUUUUGCGCUCGGCAAUAUCAAAAUCGGCGAUGUGCUCAGCCAAGUGCUACAGAUGGUGCGUGAGCAUCACGUGCGCCUAGAAGGCGACUUUGUGAACGUGGUUAUUUCGAUCCUGCUCUUGGAAGGGAUAGGGAGAAGCCUAGAUCGUAACCUCGAUCUAUUCAAGAGUGCUCUCCCCAUCCUUCGUCAGCUCGGCUCGGGCGGAACGUUCUUAGAAUCGGUACGCCAUGGCGAUACCUCGAUGCUUCGUGUCUGGGUUGGUCUUGAGGCUCGCACGUUCUUGCAGGCGAGCAUGGAAAGUGUGGAGAUGUGCGUCAAGUAUGAUAUGCUUGCGCCGAAUAUUUAAGAUGCCAGUCGUAGACUUGUACAUAUGCUAACGCACACACUACCAUAUACAUGUAAAAUAGUAAUAGAAACACACGACAGCGUU